Henningerozyma blattae CBS 6284 is the source of this 849-nucleotide messenger RNA. RefSeq names its product Nrm1p (gene NRM1). The record is from RefSeq and is a predicted model, not a curated record. Lineage: Eukaryota; Fungi; Ascomycota; Saccharomycetes; Saccharomycetales; Saccharomycetaceae. Bases 1 to 849 code for a protein of 282 amino acids. The transcript has a single exon.
AUGAAUAAACCACCUAGAAAUAAUUGCCCAACACCUGUCGAUGAGUCGCUAAAACCUUUGGUUACACAUACCCUUCCUCCUAUUUCAUCACUUUUAUCAUUGCCAACGCCUACUGAAGAAAACUCAAACAUAGUACCAAUGUCAACGAAUUCUACUUUAACUACUUCAAGUAAUAGCACACCUACUUUACCAAGUACUUUUAAACGAAGUGUAGACACAAAAAAUACUAUUUCUAUUUCCAAUGCCAAUGAAAAUAGUGAUAAAGCCAGACAAGCAAAUGCUCAGUUAGUAGCCAGUAAACUACGAGUAAGAUUACAAUGGGCACUUUACAAGUGUAAAACUGGUCAAACACAUUUAACUGCAACUGAUAUCUUGAAAGUUCAUACUAUUCAGAAUUUUUCAGCCUCAUCUAGCGCCCGUGUUUCUGCUUUAAAAAAUGGAAUCGCUAAAUCUUCCACGUCAAGUAGUAACAAAAUAAGUCGUUCAACUUCUUCAUACAUCAACUCCAAACAUAAGCGCAGUAGACGCAGAAGAAAAUUGUUAGUAUCUCAUGGGAAUUAUAAAACACCUAUUAGAGCCAAUCUGUUCCAAUCUUCUACACGUGCCGAUUCAACCUCCAAUACAACUUCCAAUACUUCUACCCAUUCACAUGGUUUAUCAAAUGUGGUAACUUUAAACACUACUAUUGCAUCUGUUGUUACUCCAAUUAAGCCUCUUCAAGCAACUAUCAACAGUUUAAACUCUAAUGCAAAGGCAAAUAAAAAUAUGCUAUUGACCUCUACUCAACAAACACCAAUAAGUUUACAAGCAGCUAAGUCAUUAUUGCAUUUAUUUUCUUCUGUAAAAUAA